CUCAGAUGAUUAGAAUGCAUAAUGUACAUCCGGGUCAUUAGCCACGAAAAAAAACUCUAUAUAAACGACAGUGGGAAAUUGAACAGAUCUCUUGAGAAAAUUGCCAUCAUGAUCAGAAAGAAACGAGUCCCGAAGAAAGAUCCAGUCUCUAGUGAGUCAUUGCACCAUUUAAAGAAAAAGUCUACUCGAGCGCAACGAGCGGAAAACAAGGACAACGCUGCUACUAAUGAUGUUACAAAACGCAUGGGGAAUCUCUCCGUUGGGACCGAACCUGCCGAGCUGUGCAAGUUUUCCACUAGAAGUUCGAGCGUCGCUGUCUUGAGCCUCCCUGGGAACAAUGACCAGGCAUUUGUUUAUGCCCGAAACGUCAGGCUGCAUCAGCGAUGCUUCAAGCUUUCCUUGGAUGGUUGCUACGCAUUUCCGGACUGGAGCGAGAAGGAGAAGCAUCUUUUACGCAACUUUGUCCUUGUGGAAGUGAAGCGCUUCUGCACAGAGGAUGAGGGAGAGUGUAGAGUCAUCUACAUGUGUAGCUGUGCAACUGGAGAGAGUAACCGUGAACGUCUGGGUCACAUGGACAACAUAGUACAGGAUCCCUCAGGAUUGCAAUUCGCCGAGGAGGAUCACUACUGUCUUCAUUCCAAGGUGGCCAAACAGCUCAAUCUUCAACCGUUCGAAGAUGACGAGGACACAGACUGCGUUCAGCAAAUAUCAACUGUUCCCUUUCUUGCUGCCGUGCAUGAUGGGGAUAGAUAUGGCUUGCUGAAGCGUGUUGGUCGUAUGGGCAAGUUGACUUGUCAGCAGUGUCCAUACCAGCGACACAGCUGUGGACAUAUCCAGUCAUACAAUGACUGGUGCAGGGAGAGGGACAUAGAACCUGAGGUUGCUCUGCAUCUCGCAUCAGAGUCAGUGGAAGAAUUCACAAGCAUCUCGUACAGUCCCAUCCCCUACCCAUGGCCAGCAGAGAUGAAAGAGAAGUUUGAAAGGCUGUCGGAGCCAGGUCUCCAACAGUUUCCUAAGCACUUGCUGCCUGACUGUCCUGAGGGCCCUUGUCCUCAUGGAAACAGCUGGGAUAAGAGGGACCCUAUCAAGCAGGGGUGGGUAAGCCAUGAUGGUGUCCUAAUCCACCUGGAGGAGCUGACCAUCAGCACCUACAAGGAUGCAGACGGCAGUGAGGUCAACCGAGUGGCGUACUACAGACCUACUAUCGGAGGUUGUACCUGCCGUCGGCAGUACGAUGGGCUGGAUGAUCUGUUACACAACUUGGACAACAAAAACAUGUACUAUUUUGGCUUUCUGCUGAAGUACAUGAAUGACAUGAUCUACAGCAGAAAACCACUGAAGGCAGCAGAAAGAAGUGCCAACAAAACGCGACAGACAGCAACAACACACCCACCACUGAGCUACCGUUUGCUGAGGAAAGCCUGGAACUCGUGGGCUAGACGACUUGCCAUACCAUGGAAUGAAGUUUUCCGCUGUCCUGUGUGCGGUGAAGAGCCAACCUGUGUGGUGUGUGACGGGACAUGUAUUGGCUUCAGGAAGGACUUUCUGCCCCCUGCCACAGAGGAGACUAAGGACACAGGUCCGAGGGUUGCGGGUUCCAGGCAUGCGGAUCGCGUGUUUGUGAAAACAAAACAAGCCAGGGACCUGCUGUUACGCUACAGUGGGGAAAAGAGGGGGCAGAAGGCUGGCUGCAAAAAUGGACUGUCAGGGGGGGAAUUCGCAAACCUGAUUUCCCUCCUUGACAACGAAGGUCAUCAGGAACUGGUCGAGAUUUUACAACGACUGAGAUCAGAGGGAGGGGGCCGGAUAGCCCCGACAAGUUACAGAAAACUCUUGUCGGAGUUGGCCAAGAACUCUCCCGUCUGUGGGAUAGUGCAGGUCGGAGAAGAUGCGGAGGCAAUACAACUGGUCGGUAAGCUGGCGAAGGGGGCAAUUGGACUGGUGACCAGUGCUGACUCUGCAAUUCGACUGCAGAAAUCGGCACCAGUGAUCUUUGGAAGUCUCCGAGACAUCACAAAAGGGGGAGGGGAGAUCCCUGGCGAUGUCAAGGAGCUUCUACUUCGGAUCCACAGCAUCCUGGACAAAAUGUUCAACGAUGUGCCAGUGCCGCCAGAAAGUGCCUACCCUCCACCUGCCGCGCCAUCUGGUCUCGCAUUCUUCCCUGGGUUGGAUCAGCAUAUCGGACUUCCGAGGUACGAGGCUGACGCAAAAUCCAGCGGCAAUCCAGGGAGCUGCCGUAAGGAAUCUUAUGGCCAUCCCUCCCUUACGCCAGGCAUAUUUACCUUGUUCUGUCGCCAUGGUAUUUGUUAUGGCUUUGAUUGCAUGACCAGUUGCGAAUCUCCACGCCAUCCCUACCAGAUUUUCCGAACUAGAUUUAGGAAGGCACCUAAUGUUAUUGUUUACGAUAAUGCAUGCAAGUUGCACCAAUAUGCCUUGAAUAGGGAGCCCCAUUUCUUCCGUAACACUCAGUUCCUUGUAGAUCGCUUCCAUUUCCGAGGACAUAUUGGCUGUUCCCUGGGUUAUUGUAUGGAUGAGUACAAACAGUCCAUUGACAUCACAACAAUUAACUCCCAGGUGAAUGAACAAGCCAAUGCUGGUCUCAUCCGCAUCCAACCUCAGCUCUCUUACAUGUCUCCCUCCAACUUUGUUUUCCAUGCUUCACUCUUCCUUGCUAUCCGCAACUUUGAUGCUAUCUCUAAGCUCGACAUGACUAGCUAAGCUCCCUAUGAAAUGGCACAUGUGCAACUUCAUGUUUAUCUUAUUGUUACCAUUGAAUGCAUAUUAUUGUGAGUUUUUUUACACAUGUGCACCGCCGGCCAUAGAGCAGGACUUUUUUUUCUGCUCGCGGUAUAUAAAUUGGUUGGGGAGGAGGCCCGCAUCCUUCUCUCUGUAAAAAAUGUCUGCAUACCCCGCACCGCCGGCCAUAGAGCAGGACUUUUUUUCUGCUCGCGGUAUAUAAAUUGGUUGGGGAGGAGGCCCGCAUCCUUCUCUCUGUAAAAAAUGUCUGCAUACCCCGCACCGCCGGCCAUAGAGCAGGACUUUUUUUUCUGCUCGCGGUAUAUAAAUUGGUUGGGGAGAAGGCCCGCAUCCUUCUCUCUGUAAAAAAUGUCUGCAUACCCUGCACCGCCGGCCAUAGAGCAGGACUUUUUUUUCUGCUCGCGGUAUAUAAAUUGGUUGGGGAGGAGGCCCGCAUCCUUCUCUCUGUAAAAAAUGUCUGCAUACCCUGCACCGCCGGCCAUAGAGCAGGACUUUUUUUUCUGCUCGCGGUAUAUAAAUUGGUUGGGGAGGAGGCCCGCAUCCUUCUCUCUGUAAAAAAUGUCUGCAUACCCUGCACCGCCGGCCAUAGAGCAGGACUUUUUUUUCUGCUCGCGGUAUAUAAAUUGGUUGGGGAGGAGGCCCGCAUCCUUCUCUCUGUAAAAAA
This is a messenger RNA of Branchiostoma floridae (Florida lancelet), 3421 nucleotides long. RefSeq lists its product as uncharacterized. The transcript has 7 exons. Lineage: Eukaryota; Metazoa; Chordata; Leptocardii; Amphioxiformes; Branchiostomatidae. Bases 22 to 2718 code for a protein of 898 amino acids. The record is from RefSeq and is a predicted model, not a curated record.